Colletotrichum godetiae is the source of this 1223-nucleotide messenger RNA. RefSeq lists its product as uncharacterized. NCBI's taxonomy places the organism in Eukaryota, Fungi, Ascomycota, Sordariomycetes, Glomerellales, Glomerellaceae. The transcript is spliced from 5 exons. The record is from RefSeq and is a predicted model, not a curated record. The coding region runs from base 1 to 972 and encodes 323 amino acids.
AUGGGAGGAGUAAGGUACUCCGUACCUACUUCGUGCAGACUGGACGGUAUCAACAGAUGGAACUUGGAAGUGCAAGUCCCUGCAAAGCUCUGGUGUGGAUUGUGGACUGUGGACAAGCACGCACUAACGUACCCAGCCGGUGGAGGUGGUGGACCAGGGAGAGAUUCGAGCCGGUGCAAGCGCCUCUCCACGCCAUCUAAGCUCAACACAACAGCGCUCGGCUUUGCUCAAGCCUCCAGACUAGAAGCCUUCAACGGAAUCUUCAGCCAUUCUACCGGCCACCUGUCACUGCCAUUUUGGCAAAGGUGGUAUUACCCUUCUACGGAUUCCCACGCAACUCACAACUUCAGACACUCUGUGGGCGGUCUGGGGCCGACAGAGCGGGCUCCCGAGCAGAGUUUCUGCUUUAAGACCCUCGCAGCCCUCCACCUUCCACGUCCCCCGUUGUGGCCGGACGGGUUCGGUGGACAGUUGAGCUCGACUCCUUCGAGAACAAGACUGGAUGAUGCACUUGACCCAUCCAGGCAGGAUAAGACGGGGUCAAGCCUCAGGUACCGUCUCCGUACCCGUCCUCAAUCUCAGGUGUCUCCUAGCAGCCCCCAGGACGGUCAGGAGUAUGAGGGUCCCCUUGGGGCAUUGGGCGUGACCGGGACCACCAACCCCACGAGAGAUGUCAGGUUGACUGGUGCUGUGGAUGAAGAAAUUGUUGGACUUGCCCUACUGGGCAGGGCAACAAGGCGGGUAAGGUACGGCUACAGCCUACGGACGGGUACGGGUACAGAUACCUUGCCUGCCAAUGCUAAUCCGCCUGCCUGGUUUGCUCUCGCGACGCUAGAGACUCCUUACAAGGUGGUUAUUACGGAGUACCACCUGGCUCGACUCCUCAAGAUGCGGAUCAUCUGGUCAUUGUCGUCGUGUGUGCUUACUGCGGCAGCAGGAUGGAUACCCUACGCGAUCCAUUGGCUUAGCUGAGCUCCCAGCCUGUCAGCGGAGGCAUCGAGGCAUCCGGCACAUGGAUGAUGGCACUAAGAAGGGCGCGAAGUACCAUGACACUCAAGUGGCAGACUGGGAGUGCGAGGAAUCUCCGCCAGGGCUGGAGCUUUCAUGAAGCGCGAUACAGAAGUCGUACCUCAGGCAACUUGCCUCAUUUGGUUGCACCUCGGUAUCUUGGAAGUUGGAACUCGACAUCAAUAUCGAAUGAGCAUGGCCACUUAUUAUGAUGA